UGCCAUAAAUUAAUGAAUCCUCCAACACUGGAGGUUUUUAAGAAGAUAUUGGACAAAUAUUUGUCCAAUGUCUUGUUUCCUGCCUGAGCAGGGGGUUGGACUUCCAUGGUUCCUCCCACCUCAACUGCAUGAAUUUAGCAGAACAAUCCAUUGGCCCAUUAACUCAGUACAGUAUUGAGUUAAUAUUGAUUAUAUAAGUGUUUUCUGGCAAUUCUGGUAGAUGCAUUGUAGGGACUUCCCACAUCAGAAAUACUAGGACAAAAUUUGCUUUAUUUGAUAUGCCAAAUCCUUACUACUACUUACUCUACUUUGCUGGCUGCUGCAUAGCCUGACCCCAGCAUUAUAUCAGACCUCGCAUAUAUUUAUUUUUAUAGAGCCUUAUUAGCACUCCUACGCAAACAGGAGUAACUGCAACUUUCCUCGAGUCACAGGCAACUAGAUGCACAGGGGAUUACUUCUAGGAGUUUCUUUUGGGCUGAAAUGCCACUCGUCUGAUCUUUCGGGCCGUGCACGCCAGCUAAAGUUCCAAAUCAAAACGGGAGGGAGAAAAUAAACCGGAUCUCCCGAUUCCGAAAGUCCGCAAGAACAUGACUGAAAAAUUAAAGGAUUGCUUGGGAGAAAUGGUAACAAUCAAGACAGAACCAUGUUCUCCAUGCCAGGAAGAAGAAUACGGACAAUUUGGCUCUCAAAAGUUUGACUCUCACUCUAUGGAUGUGGAGCCUAAAAAGCUAAAAGGAAAGCAGGAGUUGGUUAUGUCCAAAAGUUUUCAGCAGGUGGAUUUCUGGUUUUGUGAGUCGUGCCAGGAGUACUUUGUAGAUGAAUGUCCAAAUCAUGGCCCACCAAUGUUUGUGUCUGAUGCUCCAGUACCCAUUGGCAUCCCUGAACGAGCUGUGCUCACUAUCCCUCCUGGUAUGGAAGUGAUCAAAGAGCCAAAUGGGGAACGAGAUGUGCGCUGCGUAAAUGACGUUAUCCCCAAAGGUCGCAUCUUUGGACCAUAUGAAGGGAAGCUGUCUAGUCAGGACAAGUCAGCAGGAUUUUUCUCUUGGCUGAUCAUUGAUAAGAACAACCACUAUAAAUCCAUAGAUGGAACAGAUGAGACUACAUCAAACUGGAUGAGGUAUGUGGCCAUAUCUCGAGAAGAGAGAGAGCAGAAUCUAAUGGCAUUUCAGCACAGCGAGAGGAUUUAUUUUCGGACUUGUCGGGACAUCCGGCCAGGGGAGAGACUGAGGGUCUGGUAUAGUGAAGAUUACAUGAAGCGGCUGCACAGUAUGUCUCAGGAGACCAUCAACCGAAACCUCACAAGAGGGGACAGAAGAUUACUAAGAGAAAAGACAGAAAGAAUUAUAGAAAGCCAAGAAGAUGUGAUCUACCCUCUUGAGCUCACUACAUCAAAACCAGGGAAAAGUUCCUACAAACGUAGCUUUGAAGAAGGGAUAUCUCAACCCCAAACCAAGAAAAAGAAAAUAGACCUCAUCUUCAAAGAUGUCCUAGAGGCUUCUCUGGAAUCAACUAAGGUAGAAGAUCAUAAGUUCACCAAAAAUUCUACCCCUUCCACUCGAAAAUCCUUGAGAUUCCAAAUUCAAGAUGUCUCAGAAACUUGUGGGACUAGUGUUCAAGAUAGUUCUUCUAAUCACAGUAGACACAGAAAUGAGAGUGAGUGGAAGGUCCCUCACGGUUCUCACUUUACCACAUCCAAAGAAAUUGGCUUGCUGGAAGAGGAAGGUGAAGAACCUUUGUCAUUUAAAGUGAAUAGCCCCACUGAUCUGUCUCUGGUGUCAAGUCAAGAUGAUGCUCUCGAACUCCCAACAACUUCCUUGUGUCCCAACUGCAUACGGCUGAAAAAAAAGAUUCGGGAAUUGCAGGCUGAGCUAAAUCUGCUAAGAUCUGGCAAGUUAGCUGAGCCAUCUCUACUACCUCCUCAGGUACCUGAGUAUCAAGCAUUUUCAUAUCCCACUGCUUCAGAAAGCAUCAUGUCUGUUCCUACCAUAAUGGAAGAUGAUGAUCAGGAAGUAGAUUCAGCAGAUGAAUCUGUUUCAAAUGACAUAAUAACAGCCACAGAUGAGCCUUCCAAGAUGUCUGCUGUCACCAGAAGGAUCCGGCGCUUCAAGCAAGAGUGGCUAAAAAAGUUCUGGUUUCUGCGGUACUCUCCUACGUUGAAUGAAAUGUGGUGUCAUGUCUGUCGGCAGUAUACAGUGCAGUCUUCUCGAACUUCAGCCUUCAUCAUUGGCUCAAAGCAAUUCAAGAUCCACACUAUAAAACUUCAUAGCCAGAGUAAUCUCCACAAGAAGUGCCUGCAGCUCUACCGGCUCAGGAUGCACCCAGAAAAGACAGAAGAGAUGUGUCGAAAUAUGACUUUAUUGUUUAAUACAGCCUAUCAUUUAGCUAUGGAAGGCCGGCCAUAUUGUGACUUUAGACCUCUUGCAGAACUACUGAGAAAGUGCGAACUCAAAGUGGUGGAUCAGUAUAUGAAUGAGGGAGACUGUCAAAUCUUAAUCCAUCAUAUUGCUAGAGCUCUUAGAGAAGAUCUCAUUGAACGGGUGAGGCAAUCUCCUUUCCUCAGCAUCAUUUUAGAUGGGCAGAGUGAUGAUUUACUUGCUGACACCGUUGCAGUUUAUGUACAGUACGUCAGCAGUGACGGACCUCCUGCCACUGAAUUCCUUUCUCUCCAAGAACUGGGAUUUUCUACAACGGAUAGUUAUGUUCAAGCGUUAGAUCGGGCUUUUUCAUCUCUGGGAAUGAGGCUGCAAGAUGAAAAGCCAAGUGUUGGUUUGGGGAUAGAUGGUGCUAACAUUACUGCCAGUCUAAGAGCAAACAUAUACAUGACAAUCAGGAAAACUCUGCCUUGGUUGCUCUGCUUACCUCUAAUGGUACACAAGCCACACUUGGAAAUAUUGGAUGCAAUUAGUGGGAAAGAACUACCCUGCCUUGAGGAACUAGAGAACAACCUGAAGCAGUUACUCAGCUUUUACCGUUACUCUCCCAGGCUGAUGUGUGAGCUAAGGGUCACUGCUGCUACUCUCUGUGAAGAGACUGAGUUCUUGGGAGAUAUUCGCGCAAUCAAAUGGAUCAUUGGGGAACAAAAUGUCCUCAAUGCUCUCAUCAAGGACUACCUGGAAGUAGUGGCUCAUCUGAAAGAUGUCAGUGGCCAAACACAAAGAGCAGAUGCUUCUGCUAUUGCCUUGGCUCUUUUGCAAUUCCUUAUGGACUAUCAAUCCAUUAAGUUGAUAUAUUUUUUGCUUGAUGUCAUUGCAGUCCUUUCACGACUUGCCUUCAUUUUUCAAGGUGAAUACCUCCUUAUAUCCCAAGUAGAUGAUAAAAUAGAGGAGGCCAUCCAAGAAAUUAGCAGACUGGUGGACUCUCCUGGGGAAUAUCUACAGGAAUUUGAGGAGAAUUUCCGUGAAAGCUUUAAUGGUGUUGCUGUGAAAAACCUACGGGUGGCUGAAGCCAAAUUCCAGUCAAUUCGAGAAAAAAUAUGCCAGAAGACCCAAGUGAUUCUGGCUCAAAGAUUUGAACCUCGCAGUCGAGCAUUUGUGAAAGCAUGCCAGGUUUUUGAUCUUGCAGCUUGGCCCAGAAGUGCAGAAGAGCUUAUGAGCUAUGGCAGGGAAGACAUGAUGCAAAUAUUUGAACAUCUGGAGGCAGUGCCUUCUUUUUGCACAGAAAUCAGCAGAGAAGGCAUAGAUACCAGAGGGAGUUUGCUCAUGGAAUGGCGAGAACUCAAGGUGGAUUAUUAUACCAAAAAUGGCUUUAAAGAUUUAAUCAGUCAUAUUUGUAAAUACAGACAGAGAUUUCCUCUUUUAAAUAAAAUAAUCCAGAUCCUCAAAGUCCUUCCCACUUCCACAGCAUGCUGCGAAAAGGGAAGAAAUGCUCUUCAGAGAGUGCGCAAAAACAAUCGUUCCCGACUUACUCUGGAACAACUCAGCGAUCUUUUGACAAUUGCUGUAAAUGGACCACCUAUUGCCAAUUUUGAAGCCAAACGGGCACUAGACAGUUGGUUUGAGGAGAAGUCUAGCAAUAGUUAUGCACUGUCUGCAGAAAUGUUAAGCAGGAUGUCCACCCUGGAUCAGAAACCUGUGCUGCAAAGCAUGGACCAUGGAUCAGAAUUUUAUCCUGAUAUUUAACAAGGAAUGCCUCUUGUUUAGAGAACUGGUGAUUUUUUUUUUAAUCAAUAUUCUAAGCUUUGGUAUAUUACACAUACACUCCCACACAAACACAUACGCACACACACAGAUGCACCUGUAUGACGUAAAUUCACACUGAAAAUGUAAGCUGAUCUGAUGGAAGCUAAGAGGAACACAGCAACAUUUACUAUGUACUGACAUCUUCAACUGUGGCAGCUGCAAUGUAGGUGGCAACCUUUCAUUUUUCAGAAACACGUACUGGGGCCAUAGUCUGCAUUAUCAACCUGACUCAAUUUAUAAGCUAGACAUGGCAGGCCAAUGUCAUCCUACGUCUCUCUAUGCUUUUAUGUCUAAUGUCUGUUUUUUUACCUCUCUGAUAUUUUCCUAUUGUCAGUCAGCAAUUGAGCCAUUUAGCCCUUUGCUUAUCAUCAUUGGGAUUUCUGAGCCCUGUGCACAUAGAUCAUGGAAUUUGUUUCUAGCUUCUCAAGAUCAUAUAGGUUAGACUGGAUCCCUCUGGUAAUCUGGUUAAUUUUCAUGCUAGUGUCAAUUAGCCAGAAUAAUUUUUCUUAGCAUGAUAACAUCAGUCGGCAAUUCCGGUGUUAGGCAAACGUCCUGUGAAAACUCUACUAACAAGUUCAUAUAUCUUCUUACAAUAUUGAUAGCAUGUUCCUGUGAAAAUAGCAUAAUUCAGAUUAGGGAAAUGGGGUGGGUGGGGUGUUUUUGCAUUUAUAUUUUUAUAUAGCGGGAAUAAGGAAAUUAAUUAAAACUCUUUACUGAAAACCCAGGCUGCUGUGGAAAGCUAGAUAGCCAAUGAGUCAAAUUCUUUAAGAGGAUAUAGACUCCAGGGCUUAAAAAUACACAUAUGCUAAUUUUAUGUUAUUUAUACUUGGUCUUUAUAAUCAUAAAUUGAUUGUGUUUUCUGUUUGUUUGUUCGUUUGUUUUUAAUAAGUGAAAGAAAUACCUGCUAACUUUAUGUGCAGGAUAUGUCAAUGCAAAAUUCAUCUUUAUUGCUUAACAAUUAUCAAAGUCCUUUUCCUGGUUCACAUAUCCUUCUUUUACUAACAUUUAAAGUUCCAUUGUGUGGCUAAAAGAAAAACAGAGUAUUGUGCAUAUACCUGUGAACUUCUUUCAAAGAGCGCAUCGUGUAAUAGACAUGUGGACUAUGAGAUUUGAAGCUAAAAUAAUACAUGCAUUCUGAAGAACUUUUUUUAGCUUAAUAAAAAAGGUUUGUUUAGGAUAAACAAGUCUAAAUAAACAGAGAGCCUCCACAUCUGUUUGUGCCAUACCCUUCUGAUAUAUCAUAAAGCAGUGUUGGGAAGUUUUGACUGUAUUAGAUGAUCACAGAAGUAAAAAUAUAAUUUUGGCUGCAGGAUCUACUAGGGUAGCAUGUUUCCAGAGGGACUAAACUCAUGCCAGUUUGCAUUUUUUUCCUUUUAAAUACAGUAAAAUGAUGUCAGUUACACUGAACCUAUCCAUUUUCCUUCCCUCCAUUCCCAUUUUCUCCAUCUUCUUCCGGUUAGUCUUGGUGCUAAAUUUCUCUGGAAUCGUUGCUGCUAAGUAGGUAGUUUUUCAUUUAUAUAACAAUAUAUUGCGUUAUUUUUAAACAAUAUGUUUUCAGUGAUAAUGUAGCAUGUGGUUAAAACAGUCUCUCUCAGGAUAUAUCUACACCGGCAUCUUUUCCAGUAUCAUUUUUGUUUCUUCAAUUUUAAUUUUGUCUUUUGAUACUCAUUGUUCCAGUAAUCAUCCUGGCUUAGUUUUUAUAAGUAUGUUAUCGUUAUGUGCAAGAUUUUAAGCUUUUUUUAAAAAAAUAAUAAUAAUGUUGACAUAGACUAUCAAAGAAGAGGGCACCAUGCCUCCACGCCACCUCCUAGGAUUUGCAAAUCAGCUGGAGUUUUCAGGAAAACUUGUCCAGGCCAUUCCUGGGCAGAAAGGGAAAAAUAUCUGAGGUCUUUAUAACAAUGCACAAGAUUAGUAUAAGAAGACUUUUUAAAAAAUAAAUAAGGAGAUAAAGGAGGAGCGGGAUGGGAAGUAGAGAUUGGGGUUUGGAAUGGAACAAUCCUUUGUCCAAUCUAAUUGCAAAAAAGUUGCCCCUUUGCUAAGAUGGUUACCAACCUCAGUCUGGGAGGAAGAAACAGGAAGUGAACAACUAUUGACUCAAUCACAGACAGGAAAAGGCAUAGAGUUGAACAGAUGGAUUUCUAACCUUAGUCACUGCCACUGCCGAAGGCUCAUGCUCUGCCUUCUCAUUCUAUGCCCUCUUUCUUUCUGCAUAACAGUGGAGCACAUAAAUUUGCCCUCAAUCAUUGGUAACUUUGCAGAUGACAUUUUAUAUUGGACUUCAGCAGUUCCCUUUCUCCAAUGUUAUGUAUUGGGUGAUAACAAAUACUGAAAUUGAUAAAAUGAUGAAAUAUCAAAGCCAUGGGGCUUUGACCAUUUGAUUGUAUUUAUAAACAUUAGGCAUAUCAAUGGAGCUACAACAAUAGAUAUAAUUUUUCUAAACAUUGGGGCAACUCUUGCGGUUCAGAAAGCAUUACUAUGACCAAAAGCGCUUAUAUGUAUAAGAGAAAAGCCUUGUAGACCAUGCUUCAUAACAUUAAGAAAACAAUUCACCCUGAUUGUCCCAAAGAUGCUUUCCAAAAGGUAUUUGGACUUUCUUAGUUUUUUAAUUGAAAAUGUUUCACUUUUUUUUUUAUUUGCAUUUAUAUCCCGCCCUUCUCCGAAGACUCAGGGCGGCUUACACUAUGUUAAGCAAUAGUCUUCAUCCAUUUGUAUAUUAUAUACAAAGUCAACUUAUUGCCCCCAACAAUCUGGGUCCUCAUUUUACCUACCUUAUAAAGGAUGGAAGGCUGAGUCAACCUUGGGCCUGGUGGGACUUGAACCUGCAGUAAUUGCAAGCAGCUGCUGUUAAUAACAGACUGCAUUAGUCUGUUGAGCCACCAGAGGCCACUUCUUGGAUGAGAAGUGAAAUAUUUUCAAGGAGAAAAGUAAGGAAGUCCAGUUGUCUCUUGAAAAAGCACUUUUGGAACAACCGUGACUUGGAUGAAUGAGAAUCUCCAAAGAUAUUCACCCUGGUAUCUUCAAUUAUAUUUACUCCAAUUGCUGCUUAUUGAAACAAGACGCCUCUUGAUUGUCUUGAUUUUUACUUUUCCUGUUGUCAAAAGUUUUAGCCUCUGGCCCAUUUACCCCAUUCUCUUGAUUAAAGAAUCUUUUGAUGCUGAUUUUUGAAAGAAUUCGUAUAAGAUAACCUUUCAAGCAAGUGAACUAUGUUGAUAAUUUCCAGGAUUUAGAAGAGAAUUUGUGCUUUGCAGCACUUCUUCCCUUUGUGUGCCUGUGUUAUAACAGCAUGAAUAUAUUAAAUAUAGUAAAUCCAACCUAUGAUUUACAUUAGAUGCAGAAAAUUUCAACGCAGAAAGUAUAAUACAGUCUUUUAAACAUUAAGCUUCCUGUCUUCUAAGGUAGUCAUCCUGAACCAAGAACAUUUUUCUAAAAUAAGGUGCUUCAAAAUUUCCUCUAUGAAAGGCAGUCUACUUUUGUAAUAUCCAUGGGUUCUUUGGGAUAAUUUCCCUUCUGCACUGUAAUUGUUACUUAUCUUGCCUCAUUAAUCAGGAAAGUGAAGAUACCCAUGCUUGUGUUCUGAUUUUUUUUUCACAAUUCAGUUAUCAAAAAAUUGAAUUGUGCAAAAUUCAAUUAUCUCUAGACUAUGUAGAGAAGGUUCUGUGUCUAAAUGGACAGUAAAAUGAGGGUUUGAAAUACUGUCUCAGAGUGCUAAGAAUAAAAAAAAACAUUUAUGUGUGCUUUUUAAAAAAAAUCUUCCCUUGCUAAAAACCAUAGAAAUUUAAAUUUAAAAUUUAGGCUGUGCUGUAACUAAAUCAGAAUAUGAUGCAAACAGCAUUUUAAAAUGAUCUCUUCUUGGCUCCAAUAAAAAAAGAUAAUCAUGCACUUAAUUCUGUCUUUUAAAAUAAAUGAUGCUUGACUUUGGCUGCAUCUUACAGAUGCUUUCUGACACUGCAAUAUUUUAAAGUUACUUCCUGCUCAUAUGUAUUAAUUAAUAUAAUGUGGGGUCAAAAAUGGGGUUGUCUUACUUUUUUCUUUUCGGUCAUACUUUUUAUGCUACAAAAAGGGUUUCCAUAGCUGGGCUCAGGAAUUGUCUAUUUUUCUUAUAUUCAAAGUCCAGGUUCUUAGCAUUUGGAGAAAUUGUAUGCAGUGUUUCUUCUCUGAUGUUGGGUUACUUCUAAAAUGUAAUCCAAAGUAUGACAGCAUCAUUAAACUCCUAUACGCCUGUUGAUAUCAGGUGAAUGAUUGUCAAUUAUUUUGGCUAAUUAAGUGGAUAAAAGAGUUUCCUAAAAUAAAAUAAUGGUUCAGUUGCAAUCAAUUCUAUUUCACUGCCAUCAUAGGUAAGAUUUAGUAGUAUAAAGAUAGAUGAACCAAAAUAAAGGAUUCCUUUUCUGUCAUAUUAAAAUUGAAAGUAUAAUUAUUUGGCAAAUGUUCUGGUGAAGAAGGAUGAUAUAAGGGAUUAUUGAUUUGUAUGGUGGAACAUGAUAUGAUGAAGUAAUAAUCUAUCUUUAACCCUAGCUCAUAGGGGGGAAAUCCUAUUUAGAAUUAUUGGGGAGGUGGGGGAAAGUGGUUUUUCAGUAUUAUCUUUUCAUUCAUGCUCAGUUAUUAUACAAAUGUGCAUGGUCACAUUCUCAAACCAUAAUAGAGGCUGAAAUAAAUGGAAGUGAGAAAAAAGGACACUAGAGGGCAUCCACAGUUAAUAUAUUGGUGCUUGUCUAUUGCAACUGAAGAGCACAAUAAUGCUUUACCUACUGAUUACAAAAACGAUAGUUAAUGUUAUUAAAAAUACUUUUUUUUUGUUUUCUCCCUGUAAUGAGGAGCUAAAGGGAUCAAGCUCAGAAGGAUCUAAUUCUGAAGUCUAAAUAGGUCCAAUAAUCUCUUUCACUCAUUUCAUUUUGUGAGGUCUUAUAUGGCGAAAAAGAUCAGUAUGUGAAGAAACUAUUUUUGAUCUAUUCAGUGCCUGUGAUUAUCUUGACAAGUAGGGUCUGGUUUCAAAUUUUGCAAUUAUCAGCCAACUCAGGCUUUUACAGAUGUGAUUCCAUUGGGCACAAGCAUAUUAAACACACAUUGAUUUGACGCUGAAUCCAACCCGCUGGUAAUAUAUAAAAUCUCCAUGACCAUCAAGCCCAGCACAGCAGUAAUUAUGAAAAUGAAAUUCAGGCCACAAACUUCCUUCCAAUUUUAACAAAAGCACAAUGAAGACGCAUGCAUGGGUGAUGCGAGCUUGUACUCUAAAGAGAGAUGAUUCUGCCGCCCUGAUUUUUGUACUGAAGUGCCUGUUCCUUGCACUUUUUGCUCGUACUGGUUUAUAAAGAACAUUUAUAUAUUGAGACCACAGCACAUAUGUGCCCAUAACAAAGUAUUUCAGGUUAUACAGUAUUUCUACUACUACUGUUUCUGCUAGUAAGUUACUGUCAAACUUGCAUAGCAGAGUGAAAAGGCUCAGUUAGUAUCCUUCCUCAGUUUAAUAAAAUUCCUCUUAAGCACUAGCAAUCUGUUCCAUAGCCAUUGUCUCUCACUCCACUAAAAUCUAUGCAAUUCUUAUCAUCCCUUGCAGGCAAGUAAAAUGUAUAUGCAUGAAACUUGGUAUAUGUCUACGCUACCAAUUUGUGUGAGGUGCAAUCUAGAUAUAUCGGUGGGACUGAGCCUUGAAAAUGCUCUUUUUUUGAGUGGGAAUUCAGCACACUCUUUUCCCUCCUAGAUUGCACUCAUUGGCCAUGCUCCAGAUAGUCAAGCACUUUAACAUUGUUUUGAUCUCAGUGGAAAAUGUAAGAAUAAGUCUUAUAAUUAUUCAGUUCCCCCCACUGAAAUCAAUUAAAUGAAUUAACUUCAAACUUUAGCUAGAUUACGAUGAUACUCUCUAACGGGUCUCCAACCCUGGUCCCUUUAAGAUUUGUGGACUUCAACUCCCAGAGUCCUUCAGCUAGCAAAGCUGGCUGAGGUACUCUGGGAGUUGAAGUCCACAAGUCUUAAAGGAACCAAGGUUGGAGACCCCUGCUCUAUAAGGCUUACUCAUUGUAACAAUCAGUGUAAGAAACAAACCCUCAUGCUUAUAUAUCACUGUAUAAAUAUUCUUUCUCAUUCAUACGCACACGCAUGCAUAUGAAUGAGAAUAGUUUGUGUUUGUGAAAGUAUAUAAAAACAAACUUUAGAGAGAGAAGCAACUGCUCUAUCAUAAAGUGAGGUCCUGAAUUUAUGUGAGGAAUAUAGCACUGAUUAUCACUGUUCUCAGUCUUAGCAUAUCUAUAUUUGUUUAUAGUCUUAUUUUGGGAGGGGGGCUCUUUCUCUUGGGAUAACUAUUGAUUAGAAAGCAUCACUACAGUAUGGUCAGGAAAGGGAAUUUUUUCCUAGCAUAGUUGAUAAUAUGCUAAAAUUCCUAUAACAGUAUCGGGACCAUCUUAUAAUGAAUGAAAAUGAACCUUACCUCUCCUUGUUACAUAGCGUGUACAUACAUAUAUUCUCACUUUGGCAAAUAUAUAUUUGAUUGAUUUGUGCACUUUCCCCUCUGCUUACCUUGACUUAAUGAGUGCAAACUUCAGGUUAUUUCUCCCUGGUCAAUAAAGCAUGAUUGUUCAUUAAAUUUGAAAUAUAAUCCUUGGAUUUAUCAUGCCAAGCCAAAUUCCACUGACUUCAGUGGUACAUGCUCAGGCAACUUAGGACAAGAACACAGCAUUUGCUACCCGAGAACAAGCUAAGGGUAAGAACUGUAUGGAGAAGGGAUAUAGAAUGAAAGGAAAGCUUAAGUAGAAAGGCAGGGAAUAAAUAGAUAAAUAAAGCUCUUGAAUGGAAGGGUGAAUGGGAGCGUGUGUGAGAUGGGCACACGUUAUAUUGAUGAGGCACUGUGCAUUGAGGAAGAGCCACUUUGCUUCCAAAAGAUUAGUUUCUGCACAUAAGGUACACCAGCACAGAAAGAGUUUCACCUUGAACCAAGUGGCAUGGUAGCACUUAGAAGUGGAGGAACAAUUCUCUUUGUAAGAGUGUUUCAUUUAAACUUUGAAGCAAAGAACCUCUUUGGGGCUUUGCGUGGCUCUAUAAAAUAGGCAAAUAUAUUUAGCUGAGGAGUCACGCUGAAGGCCUUCUCAGUACUGGCAAUUGCAUUACUGUUCCUUAGCUACCUACUUCCAUUCUUUUGGGUUAUUUUUCAAAGAGCAGCUAAUUUCUCAAUGUUUAUUGAGCAAACUCAGCUGAUUAUUUAAGUGGUUUUCAGGAUGGUAAGUAGCUAUGGGUCAUCAGACAGAAAGUUCUGUAUCCUGAACACUGUAUUAAUUUAGUAAUGUUGGUUUAAGGCAUUAUGAUUGAACCACUCCAGUAACAUAAUGUUAAUAUGACUCUAUUCUUUUUGGUAUGAAUGGGAAAUAUGGGUGGGCGGGGGGUGUUGGCAAAGGUGUGCCACAGUUUUCUUCAUUGAUGUUUGUGAAACAUAUGCUCAGAACUUUGUGAGCUACAUAUCCGCUUUUCUUUGCUCAAACCUGAACAAAGCCAUUUGGAUUUUUGCAGCUGAAAAUCCAUUUCUGUUGAUAAGGCAGGUAUCCUAAGCAUUACUGAUGUUCAUAGGCUCAGUUGCCACAUUGAAAGAAUGGGGAAAUUUAAGAUUUGACUUCCAAUCAUACUGGCACUAUAUAUUAUCUUAUGCAAGUUUUAUUAGUAGCAUUAUUAGUAUUAUUAUUAUUAGGGGUUGGAAGGGAGAAUGUGGGAAUCAUUUUUUCUCCACCAUGUGACUGCUUGCACUGGCGUUACGCAGCUUUGAUGUUGAGCGAGCUUGUGCUGAACAUAUCUGCUGAUAAAGUUUUGUUACUUUCUUGUACUAUGCCACACAACUCUGGAAACUCACCUCAGUUACAAACCUGGCUGACCUGAAACUCCAGAAGUUUCAGAACUGUAAGCCCCUACAGGAAUGGCUACCUAAAAUCUUUUCCUCAGGACUGAAUCUCAUGGAUAGUUAUGGUAUAUUUUCAUGGCUUUUGGACUUUCUUCCAGCCCAUGUGCUGCCAACAAAGCACCCUCACUCUACACCAAAAUCUCUCAACAUUGCACCUCUUCCCAGCUGGUUCAAGGGAGGUGUAUCACCCAAAUGAUUGAUCCAUUAUGGAAGUGCAACAAGGAAGUCUGCCAGAACUCUCUCAGGCAUUCCCACACAACUCACUUUGCAGAUACAAGGGGGUGCCUCAAACCUCCUCCUAUUUGCCUUUGCCCCUCUUCCCCUCACAGACUUAAUUCCAAACUGUUUGAUCAUGCACAUGUAUAAAUGAGGGGAGGGGGAGAAACAAUCUAGAAACCUAUUACUACGUAUGUAUUAAAAAUGUUAAUAUCACACCUUUUCUGACAAUGUUUAAAAAAUGUUAUUACUUUGCAGACUAUGCUUUAUAGUACCUGUGUGAGAGGGGCUAGGACACUGGAUACGAAUAGAGCUAUGUUGAUAUAUAAUAGUAUGUACACAAGAACCUUCAUUUUGUCAUACAUUAUACUUGUAAUGUAAUAUGAUUAAUUAAAAACACUUCAGUUUAUUAAAGUGAGUCAGUGUACCUUUAUCUGAAGACAUGACUGAAGCUUAUUGCAUAUUAAUUUUUGUUAGUCUUUUAAAGCUAACAAAAUAGUGUUAUUCUUGCUAUUGCAAGCUAGUCAGAAUAGUCAUUGUUUUAUAACUUGUUUGUUAAAUUCUCCAUUAAAAUGGAAACAACGUGCAUUGGAAAGAGACAGCAUCAAUGGGGAUUACCUGUUGUUUGCCCUUGUAAAUCACUGCUUCUCAGUUGUGGUUUCAGUAGAGGCACCUCAGUUCUACUCCUCUGUUCUCUGAAGUACCCAUUUUUAGUCACAGUUUUGCCAUGCCAAAUGUCAAACAUGUUUUUUCAAGCUGUUGCAAUUUGUGAUUUUUGUCUCAUGCUUUCAAUGUUCUUUAUUUUGGGGGAAUUGAACAUAAACAUCAUUUAAGAUUUUGAAGACCAGAUCAAACUUGCCAUACUGGACUGAGGAUGGAGAAGGGAGGAAGAAAACUAUUCUGUUUGGGUGUCUGCCAAUAGUGAAGAAUAGUGUCACAGUGUUAGAGUCCACCCACUCACUAAGAAUGUCACAAGUGACAAAGACUAUACUGACUACUUUCUGAGAAAGCUUUGAGCCCCAGAACCUUCUAGACAUACUCCCUCUCUUCAAGAAUCAGCUGAAGUGUUUUAACAUCACCACAGUUUAGUAAUCUCAUCCCAAAACCUUGACAGAAAUACUAAACUUCCAUGCAUUUUCAGUGUCGUUGCAUUGAUCAUGCAUAAGAAUGAUAUUUGGAAUUAAUAAUAUGUUGUCACCCCAUUCAUAUUAGAUUGACUACAAAUGUUACAGUAAUUAAGUCUAGACAGCCAAGCAAUUCACAAAAAUAAAAUUAGAAUAUAAUCAAAUAACAUCACUCUAGUUAUCAGCACUCCUUAAUGUCAUGCUGGCCAGAUGACCAUGGAUAUGUCUUUGGACAGUGCUAGCUCAAUGGCCUUGAAAUGGAGAUGAGCACUG
Ahaetulla prasina is the source of this 13664-nucleotide messenger RNA. RefSeq names its product PR/SET domain 11 (gene PRDM11). The record is from RefSeq and is a predicted model, not a curated record. The coding region runs from base 588 to 4118 and encodes 1176 amino acids. The transcript is spliced from 8 exons. NCBI's taxonomy places the organism in Eukaryota, Metazoa, Chordata, Lepidosauria, Squamata, Colubridae. Gene Ontology annotation, molecular function: protein binding.